UGUACUUUUUUAUCUCUUGCUCUCCGAAACGAAGAAUUGAACGACGCCGGGCUCUCUCGUUAUAUUAUGUCACGCGUUAUGACUUUAAGCUGCUGCUGCCACACAGAAAUCUCGUAAGUGCAUACAACAACAACAACAAAUGUGUGUCGAUGUGUGGGAUACGUUGAACUUCCGCUGUGCAGCAGAAUAACAUUAUAUGUAGGUUAGACGCGACCACCUGCUGCAACUCGGACUCUGAGAGCUAUAAAAAAAUGACGACGACGAAGCACAAGAUCACCUCGGAGGUAAUGAUCGAGAAGGACGCCUGCAGCGAGACCAACGAGGAGGGCAGCAACAGCGCGGUAUCGAAAUUCUUUUUCGUACUUCCGGAUUACAUGAGACGAAACCACAGCCACAGCAGCAGUAACAAAAACGGACAAUCGUCGACGACGACGAGCCUCGCGGUCGACGAGGACGGCGAUCUCGUGCUCGAUCGUAAACCAGCCACCGAGGCCGCCAUCUCCAUAGAGCACAGCAUCGCCACGGAACUGAAACUCGUCGGUCUGCAGAUAUGGCGGGGCGCUCUGCUGCUGGCCGAUUACGUGCUGUCGCAUCCGGAGCUGUUUCGCGACAGGCACGUACUGGAGCUGGGCUCGGGUGUGGGCCUCGACGGCAUCGUCGCCUCCAGCCUGGCGCGCGAGGUCUGCUGCACCGACAUCGACUGCGGCACGGGCAUACUCGAGCUGAUCGAGCGCAAUUUCAAACGCAACUCGGAGCUGGUUAAAGCCAAGGUCAGCGUGUGCGAGCUGGACUUUUUGAAUGCCGAUUGGUGUCCGAAAUUGAGAAGCAAGUUGGAUAAGAUAGACGUGAUAAUGGCUGCCGACGUGAUUUACGACGACGAGAUCACGGCGGGCUUCGUGGCGACCCUCGCGCGACUACUGGACGAGACGCCGGCCCGGGCGGCCUACGUGGCGCUCGAGAAGCGCUACGUGUUCACACUGGCGGAUCUCGACUCCGUGGCGCCGAUGUACGAGGAGUUUCGGCGCUGCGUAAGAAGGCAGAAGCGCGACUGGCUGGUGACCGAGCUGAGCCUCGACUUUCCCCAGUACUUCGCCUAUCAGAGGCUCAAGCAGCUGGUGCUGCUCAAGAUCGAGAAGAAGACGAGAUGACGACGAGAGAGAGCGUGAAUUCAUCAUUAGUAUUAUCAUUUUGUUUUUUUAUUGAUUCAAAACGGAAUAAAAAUGUGCGCGGUUGUGUGUAUAUUUUGUGUAUAUAUUAAAAAAAGAGAAGUCACUGGGCAAUUUGUUCGAGCGUCAUUUAAAAGCGACGCGUGUGUCAUUUCGGCCACUCGGCGAGCCAAUUGGGAGGAGCAGCAGCGCCGCGCAGGUGGCACGACGAGGCGGUGGUGGUGGCCACCGUCGUGACGUUGGAGAAGAGGCUCUUGGCCAGGGCCAGCUGGACGUAGCGAUUCUUGCGCGCCUGCUGGUCCGAUUCCUCGCGCAGCGGCUCGUUCUCGCGUCUUAUCAAUUUACCUGUGUCCAAGUUGGAUCAUAAAGAAAGGAAAAGUUUCGAUUCUUUCUUCCGAAGGCUUGAUUUCUU
Messenger RNA from Trichogramma pretiosum, 1578 nucleotides. Its product is annotated as methyltransferase-like protein 22. The record is from RefSeq and is a predicted model, not a curated record. The transcript has 5 exons. Gene Ontology annotation, cellular component: nucleus. Bases 252 to 1148 code for a protein of 298 amino acids. Gene Ontology annotation, molecular function: protein methyltransferase activity. Gene Ontology annotation, biological process: protein methylation. Lineage: Eukaryota; Metazoa; Arthropoda; Insecta; Hymenoptera; Trichogrammatidae.